Molecule: messenger RNA, 3068 nt
Organism: Loa loa (African eye worm)
Lineage: Eukaryota; Metazoa; Nematoda; Chromadorea; Rhabditida; Onchocercidae
Product: coronin 2A
Exons: 13
Coding region: 88-2121 (677 amino acids)
Biological process (GO): actin filament organization
Molecular function (GO): actin filament binding
Source: RefSeq, a predicted model, not a curated record
UUUCAGUGAUGUUUUUUGCUUACCUUCCCGCUAUUGUCGAUCUCUACUAACACUGGUGAGGUUUUUCACGAAAUACUUCUCUGAAUUAUGUCCGAAGCUUUAUCAAAGCUGAAAUAUUCCCGGUUUCGUCACGUGUAUUCCAAAAGUGUACGGCGUAGCGAAUGGUACGAUACGGGGCCAGGACACGGGCUAGCAGUAGCCGCGAAUCCGAAGAUGAUUGCACUGGCUGUCGAUGUUCCUGCUGGUGGCGUUGUUCAAAUUGCCAAACUUUGUCGUAUGGGUCGAGGACGAAUGGAACUGAGCAAAAUUAAGGAUCAUGAAGGUGCCGUGUGCGAUGUAAAAUGGAAUCCUUUCAAUGAUAACGUUUUAGCUACCGGAUCUCACGAUGCCACAGUUCGAAUAUGGCAUAUCGAUGAUAUGCUUAGAAUUCGCUGUUUGCGAAUAUCCAGAGCACAUUCUCGACGCGUUCAUACAAUUGAAUGGCAUACGACAGUUGAUAAUGCUGUCUUUUCGGCUUCAUUAGAUGGUCUAGUAGUGCUGUGGAAUAUUGAAACAGAUAAAAUUGUAUACAGAAUUGAAGAUUGCAAUGCCGCUUCAUUAUGCUUAAGUUACAACUGUUCCGAAUUUGUGGUGGCGACUAAAUCACGCGAAUUAUCAAUUUACGAUGCACGUACGGGUGAAAAACAACGUAGCACACAGCUUAUUCAUGAUGGAGCUAUGCUUCCACGAGUUUUAUUCUACGGGAUGCCGGAGGCGAACAGUAGUGAACGUCUUAUAACGACUGGUAGUUCACGAAGUACCCGACGACAAAUAGCUAUCUACAGUUCUCGUCCUUUGGACGCACCGUUAGCUGUGGUGGAUAUCGAUGGUGGAUCCGGUUUUCUUAUGCCCUUGGUUGAUAAUGAUCUCAAUUUGUUGUACAUUGCUGGGAAGGGUGAUGCCAAUAUUCGAUUUUAUGAAUUGUUAAAAGAAGCACCAUUUAUAUCUUAUCUGAAUGAAUCGUCCGGCUCCAAAGCUCAUACAGCGGUAUGUAUACUUCCCAAACGUGGACUCAACGUAUUGCAAUGUGAAAUUAUGAGGAUAUUUCGGGUAGAUGCUGAACAGCUGGUUAUUGAGCCGUUGUCAUUCUUCGUUCCGAGAAGAGCUGACGGAUUCCAAGCCGACCUGUAUCCGGCAACGCGGUCGCCAACUCCGUCAUUGUCGUUUCGCGAAUGGUUAGCUGGUUUAAAUCGUGAACCGAUCAUGCUGGAGCUGAAGGAUUGCCUACUGAAUUGUACGAACAAACCAGUAACAUUCGCCAAGGAGAGUAAUAGAACUAAACUGAUGAUCGCCGAUGUCAACAAUGAUCGUAAAUUCCGAUUUUUAUCGCAGGUAACAAAACCUGAUUAUCGCGAAAUAACAGAUCGAGAAGAUUGUGAGGAGCUGUUGAAGAUCGAAAGAAUUAAAGCAAAACUGGCUGCCGAAUCCGCAGAUGAGGUUAACAAGGAACACAUGAAUAAAGAAAUGGAUGGAACAAAUGGUGUAUAUAUUGGAGAGAAAAAUAAUGAGAAUGGAAGUACGCCUUUAUCACUUUCAUCUCCAGUCAGCGAGAAGAAUGCUCCAACUACUGCAGCCGCUACCGAUGUUAUUGCACUAAAUCACAAAAACUCGUCAUCCAGUGCACGGACUGCCAGCGUUAUCGACAGAAGUGCAUCACUGUUUUCAAUGAAAUCAGGCAACGCUGACGCAUCAAAGACCGGUUCGGCAAGUGUUUUUCUGGAACGCCAAUCCACUAGUCGAUGUGAUGAAUUAAUAAAACAAACAGAGCAGCAUAAAUUCCCGAUGGUGCAGAAACUGAGUAAUGGGAAUAGUAAACUGGAGGGGGGAGAACAGAAUGAAGAUAAUGACAGCAGUCGUAGCUGUUUCUCGGAAGAAGCGAUGGUGAAUGUUUUGAAGGAAAUGGAGCGUGAAUUAUGGAAAUGUCGAAGUAGGUGCGAACAACUGGAAAAAAUUGUUCAACUGCAACAGCAAGAUAUCGAGAGUUUACGUUAUGAAAUCCAUUGGAAGGAUAGUCGGAUUGAUUUCCUGCAAACUCAGUUACAGCAGUUGGAUAUAAACCGCGACAAUUCUCGGUCUUCCUGACAAGGGUAUUCAAACGCGCGUUAUCACAUAUGAUGAUAGUUGGAAACAUAUUGUUUGAUGUUAUAUAGAGAAUGCUCGUGUGUUUUGACAUACAUAUUUUGCAGAUUUUAUAUAAAGUUUAAAAUCGAAAGUGUUCUAAAAAUAUGUUUCCUUGUGUGCUGUAUUGUUUUUCGUGUAAAGUGUUCAUGGAUAUUGCUACUGCAUAUGGUGUAUAUGUACCUUUUAAAUGCUAGCUUCUAGUAAUGCUAACAGUACGCUUGAUUGUACGUCCCUUCAAUUGUAUGAUAGGUUACAUCUAAUGAAUGUAAAAGAGUGUAAAAUGUUAGAGGAGAUCCAAUCUGCAAAACUUUCUCAUGGUCAUAUUUGCGGGUACCUCCUUUGUAUCCUUGCACUAAUUUUCAUAUAUUUAUUUCAUAUUAUUUCCAUCUUUAUGCUUAAAUUUUUCUUUUCUGUUAUCCGUAAAAAAAUGGCUUGUGAGAGAAGGAGCUUAAUAUAUGUUCCGAAUUUAAGGAUGAAAGUGAAGAAUUAAGUUGUCUUUGGGUCAGAUUUGUGCUGUUUCAUUUUCCAAGUUUCCGGAGCAAUUUAAUGAUUUGGGAGAAUCGUUCUUUCGGCUGGCAAUAAGCAAAAAUGUCUGAGAAAAAAUUUCCGAAUAAUUGGAAAUUAUGACAGAUUUGAAUCGUCUGGUAGAUCGAAGACACAUACGUUACAGUAGAUUUUCAACUUUAAACUUUACGUUCAAUAUAUUGUAUUCCAAGCAUUCCUAUGGAUCAUCCUCGAGAAUUGUUUCUUGAUGGGGUGAAGUGAACCCGAGGUCUUUAAAGUUCGAAAUGGCAGUAGAUUUGCAAGUACUGUACUGUAUGUAUUCUAAUUAUUUGAAAAAUUUUCGCUUGUGGACAGUCUAAUUUGCUCCUAUAAGAGAUACGAUGUGAGAUAAAAUUUUUGACAAA